Molecule: messenger RNA, 2932 nt
Organism: Nomia melanderi (Alkali bee)
Lineage: Eukaryota; Metazoa; Arthropoda; Insecta; Hymenoptera; Halictidae
Gene: Smyd5
Product: SET and MYND domain containing, class 5
Biological process (GO): negative regulation of gene expression, epigenetic
Molecular function (GO): histone H4K20 methyltransferase activity; protein binding
Source: RefSeq, a predicted model, not a curated record
AGUUACUUCACCGUACAUGCAUUAUCGGGCAACUGAACAAAUAAUAAAUAAACGUUUCUUUCGAAGCUUUAAAUAACAACCUGCAUAUAUAUUUCUACGUAAUUCUAAAAUAAUUUUUAACAAUAUUAUUACUAUUUUUUUCUCUAUCGAACUUUUCUGCCUUGGUCAUAAUUUGACUACAGUAGUAUGAUUAUAUUGACGAGCAAAAAAUACAUAUUCGAUGGUUAAAAUACCUUGUUAUUUUAUCAUAUGGUAUCGUUUUGUUAUUAAGAAAUUCAAUAACGAUGAAUUCCAGCAAUUAUGAAAUUAGAUUAAUUAACGAAGAAAAGGGGAAAGGACUGUUUGCGACUAGUUCCUUUAAGGAUGGGGAUAUCAUUUUGACGGAGAAACCUUUAGUCUUUUGUCAAUUUUCAUGGAAUUUAGAAUACGGAUACUUAGCGUGUGACAAUUGUCUUAAACCUUUAGAAACUGCCCAAGAAAAUCUACGCAGAUUGACUGGGAGUGAUAUGAUUUUACAUUAUCCGGAAUGUUGUGAAACAAAGAAAGAAUUAAUUACAGAAUGUUCUGAAUGUGGCACAAAAUAUUGUAGUAGCGAUUGUCAAACUGAAGCUUACUCGAGAUAUCAUAAAACAUUAUGUUUGCACUCAAAGGAGAAAGAUGAAUCUCAUCCCCUUGUCCAGCUAAAUGAAACAUGGAAGCAAAUGCAUUAUCCACCAGAAUCUGCAACAAUAAUGUUACUAGCCAGAAUGGUAGCUAUUGUUAAUCAAUCUAAUAAUAAAGAGGAUAUACUAUCUACAUUUUCACAAUUUUGUCAUCGUUCGACCAAUGAUGUGGAUCAGAUUGCGCAUAAAUUAUUAGAAGAAAAGUUUAUUGGUCAAAUUGAUGUACUCAGACACAUGAUGCAGAAAGCAUUGAACACGGAAUUCACAUCUCAAUGGUUUACUCCAGAUGGUUUUAAAAAUCUGUUAGCUCUAAUAGGUACAAAUGGUCAAGGCAUUGGUACUAGUCCAUUUAGUGUCUGGGCAAAAAAUGUGUCUGCAUUAAAUCCACAAGAAGAUGGAAUUUGUAUUGAUAAGUACAUAAGUCAUCUUUAUGAUGAAAUGGAUGAAGUGGUAGGUGAUUUCCUAAACAAUGAAGGUUCUGGUCUGUAUGUUAUUCAGUCAGCAGUAAAUCAUAGUUGUGUACCAAAUGCAAUUGUAGAAUUUCCUUACUCAAAUAAUGUAUUAGCUUUAAAAGCAAUUCGUGAUAUUCAACCCGGUGAGGAAAUAUGUAUAAAUUACCUUGAUGAAUGUGAUGUAGAAAGAAGUAGACACUCCAGGCAAAAAGCUCUGCGUUCUUUGUAUUUGUUUAAUUGUCGUUGUGAUAAAUGUUUGUCACAAGCUAAUGAUCCAGACUUAACAUCAGAAGAUGAAUCUGAUGAUGACACAAUAAAUUGAACUAACAUUCCUACAUAUUCAUUAAUAAAUUCAAUUUGUCUACAUUACUUAUAAUAUAAUAUCAAUGGUUUAUUAUAUUAUCAGCAUAACAUUGACACUGAACAUAUAAUAAAUGUAUUUAACUUUUGUAUGUAACAUUAUUUUAUUUUCGAAUUAUUAUAUUACAUAAAAUAUACAAAAUUCAUAUAACGCUUUUUCAUUUUUAUUUGCGUCAUUAUCUGUACUAUUAACUGCAUUAUUGUAUUAUUAAAAUUUUUUUUGUCAUAAUUAGACAAUUAUAAAAGUGCGGUAUCAAUUGCAACAGAUAGCACAUAGUGCAUCGUCGGUCCCAAUAAGUUAUAUUGGGCACUAUAAACUAAAAUAUUAUAAAUAUCAAUUACCUUUUAAAAUUGUAUAUUAAAAAAAUGCGCAAGCAUUGCCUGCAAUUGUCAUUUAUAUACAUCACUGUACUAUUCAUUCAAUCAUAAAAAUCAUAUUUAUGAAAUCGUAAAUUCAUUUUUACCUAACACCAUGAGAUUUGAUACAUAAUAUGGCACAGGUGUAACAAGUAUUCGUUGUUCUAUUAAUUUUGUUAAUAAGCCGGUAAUAUUAGGACUACGGUACUCCCACCUAAAAUACAUUAAAUUAACUUUGACAAAGUGUUAUGAAAAAUUAAAAUACAUAAUGAUUUUAUUAAAAGAGAAAUAUUAACUUUGCACUUGUACUCUCAUUUGGUAAUCUUUUGGAUAUAUCUUCAUGUGCAAAAGGCAUAUUGUAUCCAUUUAUAACAAGUAAUUCUAAGGUAGCAGGAUUAUCACCAAAACAAUUUUCUGCAUAUUUUUUACGUUGUUUAUGUUGAGUAAAAUCUAUACCACUAGCUCUGAAAAGUAAACAAAAAUUAUGAAAUUGUUAUUAUACACGUUGAAUCAUAUUCUUUUAAGUAUAUUUCAAAUAAAAAUUACUUUCUCUCUGGACCACUAUCCUUGUACUCCACAGUAUUAUUAACAUUUUCAAAAUUCAAUGCUCUUUGCUUUCUUCUCCAACACAUUUUACUCAAUGAAACAAGAUUUUUGCCUGCUAAAUUAAUCUGUUUACUUUUCCCAUAUCCUGUACUCUGUACUAUUGCUUGUAACAUAUCUUGAGAAACAUUCUUUCGGUUACUAAAAAAACAUUUUUGACCCAUAAAUAGAGCAAAAGUAAUGGGAAGUCCAGAUCGAAUCUUCUUCUUUCUCUGAUUAUCUUCUUUGCUAAUUAAAGCAAUGUAUGUAACACCAUUAUGUAUAUACAUUUUGACAUUUAUUUUCAUGUGCAAUGAAUUAAAAUAGUCUUGCAUGUCGACUAGAAUUUUACGAUGCUUGAAAUAACUAAUAUAUGUACUAGAACCUUGUAACAAGUGACCAUACCAUGUUCUUCGGUCACUGUGCCAACUUAUAUCUAAAAUUUGUUUAUUAUUAGUAACAAUAAAUGAAUGAUUAAAAAAUAAGGAAGAUAAUGAGACAUAAAUAUUACCGAUUAAU